Triticum dicoccoides is the source of this 1372-nucleotide messenger RNA. Its product is annotated as RING-H2 finger protein ATL1-like. Bases 339 to 1196 code for a protein of 285 amino acids. The transcript has a single exon. Gene Ontology annotation, molecular function: transferase activity. Lineage: Eukaryota; Viridiplantae; Streptophyta; Magnoliopsida; Poales; Poaceae. The record is from RefSeq and is a predicted model, not a curated record. Gene Ontology annotation, biological process: protein ubiquitination.
UACCGCGCCCGCGCGCAGGAUGCUUCUCUUUGCCACUCGCGAGAGUCAGCUCCUGGCCUGGCGGCGAGUUGGCCAUUUUUCUAUCAGCCGACGCGCGCGACGUCGACCACGCUCCGCCCAGUUGCCUCGCUCGCUUCCUGCAUACAACCUGCAGGUCGCCUCGCUUCAUUCCUUGGAUCACUCGCCACCUCCACGCCCCAGCCUGACGCCUCCUGCCUGCCAUCCUCCUCCCCAUUUCAACGCCUCCUCCUAUUUCUUAACUUGCUCCAUUUCGGAGCGAGCGAGCUGCGCGCGGGUGUGCAGAGCGAGCCAUUGACCGAUCCAUCCGUCCGUCGGCCAUGGACGCGGCGUUGGCGGGCGUGGCGGACGCGCCAGGGGCGGCGCCGCCGCCGUACGUCAGCCCGUCGGCGGCGUUCCCCAUCGCGAUCGUCAUCGCCAUCGGCUUCAUGGUCACCUCCGUCAUCCUCGUCAGCUACUACUUGCUCGUCGUCCGCUGCUGGCUCCGCGCCAGCGGCGCCAGCCUGCUCCCGCGCACCCGCCGCGACGAGCUCGUGGACCGCGUCUCCGCCGUCUUCUUCACCGACCACGACGCCGACCAGCUGCCCGGCGGGGUCGACCCGGACGUCGUCGCCGCGCUCCCCGUCGUCCGGUACCGCCCGGCCGGGAAGGCGCUCGAGUGCGCCGUGUGCCUCUCCGAGUUCGAGCCCGGGGAGCGGCUGAAGAUGCUGCCCGCCUGCUCCCACGCCUUCCACAUCGACUGCAUCGACACCUGGCUCCACCACAACGUCAGCUGCCCGCUCUGCCGGACCGAGGUCACCGGCUCGGCCGCCGCGCCCCCCUCGGGCAAAGCCUGCUGCGACGACCACGACGCGUUCGCCGCCUGGAUCGACGCAGCCCCCUCGAGGAAUAUGGCCUACGCGGGGGGCUCGUGCCGGUUUCCCAAGCAGGGCGUCGCCGUGCAGGAGCCCAUCAGGCGGUCCUUGUCCAUGGACUUCUUGCCGGGCGAUCGCGGACGGAAGCCGCGGAAGGAGGCCGAGCUGCCGAGCCAUGCCGACGUGGCCGGCAGCAGCAACAGUGCGGCCGCCACCCAAGCCGGCGUCGGCGAGACGAGCGGGCGGUUCCGGCGGCUUAUGUCGUCGUUCGGGCUCGGGCGGAGCUCGCGGAGCACGGUGCUGCCCAUUCACCUCGACCCAUGAGUCCGUCCAUGACACACACGAUCUCAAUCGGCCGGUUCGUACGUGAUCGAUGCUUUUGCUGUUGAUUGAACUCCCCGCUUGCCUGCCUGCCUAAUGUAGCCGAGGAUGGUUUGAUUACUGUUUUGUGUUCAUGCAAGCAAUGUACAGCCCGUAGGAGACUGCUAGUAGUUUUUGGA